ACAGGACAAUAGGAAAAUAUUUUCACAGAAGUGGAGAAAGUGUCAGCAGACAAUUCAAUCUUUGCCUCCUGGCGGUUUUAAAGUUGCAUAAUCAUUUACUAAAAAAGCCCAUUCCCAUAACAGAAGAUUGUGAUUCUGAUAAAUGGAAGUGUUUUGAGAACUGUUUAGGAGCCUUAGAUGGAACAUUUGUUAGUGUUCAUGUGACAAAUGAGGAGAGGGCACGUUAUCGAACAAGAAAAGGGAACCUUCCAAUGAAUGUAUUAGGUGUAUGCACACCCAAUAUGGAAUUUGUGUUUGUAUUGCCUGGUUGGGAGGGUUCUGCACAUGAUGGUCGUGUUUUAAGAGUUGCACUUUCUAGGCCUAAUGGUUUGAAGGUGCCUCAAGGUUGUUACUACUUGGUAGAUACUGGUUACACUAACUGUGAGGGGUUUUUAGCACCUUAUAGAGGUCAUCGUUAUCAUCUGAAAGAGUGGGGAGAUCAUCAACCAUUGAGUGCAGAUGAAUAUUUUAAUGUAAAACAUUCUCGAGCAAGAAAUGUAAUUGAAAGAAGUUUUGGCUUGCUGAUGGGAAGGUGGGGAAUUUUAAGAAGUCCUUCAUUUUAUCCAGUCCGCACCCAAGCUCGUAUAGUGUCGGCAUGUGUUUUAUUCAGGAUGGAUGCAAAUAGUCAGAUUUCUACUAUUGGAAGAGGGAAAAAUAAGCGCUUUUGAAAAAAAGAGGAAGAAGAAGCUUUAAUUAACUGUUUGUUAGAUUUGAGUGCUGACCGACAAUGGAAAGGUGAGGGAGGAUUUAAGAAUGGCUAUUUAAGUCAUUUGAAGGUAAUGUUAAACACUAAGUUUCCUGGUUGUGGGUUAAAAGCUAUACCACAUAUUGAGUCAAAAUUUAAAUGGUUCAAAGACAAGUAUGCUGUUGUUUCUGAAAUGGUAAACAAAACAUCCGACUUUCAGUGGGAUGAUCAGACAAAAAUGAUACAAUGUGAGAAACAAGCUUACGAUGAUUUUUGCAAGAAUCAUCCUAAAGCUGGAGGGCUGUGGAGGACUCCAUUUCCUUAUCUUGAUAAGCUAGAUAUUAUCUUUGGUAUUGAUCGAGCAAAUGAAAUGGCUUCUGAGUUGCCGGAAGACUCUGUCAACAAUCUUGAGGACAUCGUUAACCUUGCGAAUGAUGAAAGUGAUGAUGAUAGUCUACCACAACCUCCAGUAAAUAAAGAAAAAAAAGAAAGAAAAAACCCCAAAGGGAACGGAGAAGAAAAAAUCUGCUCAAAUCAUAGAUUUAACUUCUAAUCAUAUGGCUACCGAAUUCUCAGGAUUUAUGAAAGGAAUGAGCAAUCACUUAUCAACCAUUGCGAAUGCCAUGAGUUCUACAGAGAAUCGUGAAUCAGAGGCUGAUAAAAAAAAAGAAAAAUUUACUUCCUGAGAUAGCAAUCAGGGCUGCUUGUUUGUUUUCCGCAAAUCCAAAUCAAAUGGAUGUUUUCUUUUCGAGCCCCUGAUGAUGAAUGGAAGAAGGAAGUGGUGCUUGAUAUAUUGUAUUCUAAUGAUGCAGCACGUCAUGAUGUGCCCUGAGAUCAUAUGAUGAUCAUUAUUUUUGUUUAAACUUCAUAAACUACAUAGGUUUAUGAUUUGAAUUAAUUAGGACUGAGUUUUUGUAGAGCUCGUACAUUGGUUUAUGGGUUUUUCCUGUUUUAGGAUGGACUUAAUUUGGAUUUAUUUUUAUUUUGCACA
Messenger RNA from Daucus carota subsp. sativus, 1715 nucleotides. RefSeq lists its product as uncharacterized. NCBI's taxonomy places the organism in Eukaryota, Viridiplantae, Streptophyta, Magnoliopsida, Apiales, Apiaceae. The transcript has 4 exons. The record is from RefSeq and is a predicted model, not a curated record. The coding region runs from base 252 to 707 and encodes 151 amino acids.